Xiphophorus maculatus (southern platyfish) is the source of this 3903-nucleotide messenger RNA. RefSeq names its product angiomotin like 2 (gene amotl2a). Gene Ontology annotation, cellular component: plasma membrane; bicellular tight junction; cytoplasmic vesicle. The transcript has 11 exons. The coding region runs from base 284 to 2377 and encodes 697 amino acids. The record is from RefSeq and is a predicted model, not a curated record. Gene Ontology annotation, biological process: establishment of cell polarity involved in ameboidal cell migration; angiogenesis; hippo signaling. NCBI's taxonomy places the organism in Eukaryota, Metazoa, Chordata, Actinopteri, Cyprinodontiformes, Poeciliidae.
CAUUCCUCCCAUUCCAGCCUCAGGGAACAAUCGCCUCUCAGUUAUUUAUCCACGCAGCUCGAAGCUUCACGCGCUCAGUUGUGCUUCUACCCAGUCAGCGCGCGCACAUGUCCACGAGCUCCCGGAAAACAGCGAUAGUUGGCGUUUUUGAAACCAGGGGCAGAUUAUUUAUUAAAAGAGAUACUCUUAUCGGUGUUCGCGGUGGAAUGAGGCGAGAUUGUUGAGGUGUCAACAUCAAGCUUGGUUUUUAUUUAAGUUGUGCACUGAUUUCUUAUUGACUGACAUGAGGACAGCCGAGGACUCCUCAGGAACAGUCUUGCACCGCCUCAUCCAGGAGCAGCUCCGCUAUGGGAACCUGACUGACACUCGCACUCUCCUGGCCAUCCAGCAGCAGGCCCUACGUGGAGGGAGCAGCGGCGGGGGCACGGGCAGUCCCCGCUCCUCCUUGGAGAGCCUCACUCAAGAGGAAACCCAGUACAUGCAGAUGUCGACGCGGCAGGAGCCCCAAGGACAGGAGCACCAAGGGGACUGCCUGCCCUCCGAGAGCCCCAUGUGUCAUCUGUACCAGCUCCACAGGGAGGAGCUGCCGACCUACGAGGAGGCCAAAGCGCACUCGCAGUACCUGAUCUCUCGGAGGGAAAAGUUGGAGCAGGACGGCCCCGGCGCGGAUGCGGUGGGAGUUCAAAGUGAGGGACAGUGGGAUCUGAAGCGGGAGCACGCUCGCUCCCUGAGCGAGAGGCUCAUGCAGCUCUCUCUGGAGAGGAAUGGACACAGAGACGCUUCGGCUCUGACCUCUUCCCACAGCUAUCCGCAGCUUUAUAGGAAUCUUGUUUUAAAUGCCGUGGUGCAUGACGGACAGGAGACCCAACAGGGCGCGGACCAGCGCGGCCCUCCUCCAGACUAUCCUCUAUGUGCCCGAGUUCCUGAGUACAUGCUCAGCUACUCACAGGAGCAUGUACAGUACCACAAAGACCCUCCUCCCCCAUUUUACUCACAGCACCACAGGUAUGUGUCUGCCCAAGCCCAGGUGUCUCAGAACAGCAUCCACGCAUCUUCCAACAGCAAUGACGUGUUGACGAGGGAGAACGAGCAGCUCAGGAGAGAGCUGCAGGUGUACAUCCAGAAGGCUGCCAGGCUGCAGAAGUUGGAGCUUGAGAUCCAACAGAUAUCAGAGGCGUACGAGACCCUGAUGAGAGGCUCUGCUAAGCGGGAAGCCUUGGAGAAAACUCUGAGGAAUAAACUGGAGGCGGAGAUUAAGAGGAUGCAUGAUUUUAACAGAGACCUCAGAGAGCAACUUGGAGCAGCUAACAAGCACAGAGCGGCUGGUGAUGCCGAGUGCUCAGACCCAAGGCAGCACAUCUUCGUUAAACUCCUGGAGCAAAACGAAGAGCAGCAGCGGGAGCGCGAACAACUGGAAAAGCAGAUUGAGCACCUGAAUGUGUCUGGCGAAGAGUGCCAGCGGAGAAGCGAGCGGCUGGAGCAGGCGCUGACCUCAGCGCAGAGCCGCAACCGGCAGCUGGAGGAGGAGCUGCACCGCAAGACGGCCUACAUGAAGAAAGUGGAGGGGCUGCAGAGCUCCCUCGCUCAGCUGCAGGCGGCAUGCGAGAAGAGGGAGGUCCUGGAGCUGCGGCUUCGCACCCGGCUGGAGCAGGAGCUGAAGAGCCUCAGGGCACAACAGACAACCAACCUCACAGCAUCAGAGCUGAGCUCAUCCACGCUGCAGCAGGAGCUGAGGGAAAAAGAGGAGCGCAUCCUGGCUCUGGAGGCCGACAUCACCAAAUGGGAGCAGAAGUACCUGGAGGAGAGCACCAUGAGGCAGUUUGCCAUGGACGCAGCGGCCACGGCUGCAGCACAGAGGGAUACAACGAUCAUCAACCAUUCGCCCAGGAAUUCACCAAACAGCAGCUUCAACGAAGACCUAACUUUAUCGAGCCACAGACACCAGGAGAUGGAGAACAGGAUCCGUGAACUUCACGCUUGGCUGCUGGAAAAGGACGCCGUGAUCAAAGUCCUGCAGCAGCGCUCCAGAUGGGAACAAGGCCGGCAACAGAAUCAGGCGCUCCGUCAGGCCAGGUCCGUCCCCUCCAUCAACACCCUGACGUGUGGCGCUUUAACUAAAGGAAAGAGCCUCUCGGAUGACCAGACAGGUGCUGCCAUCUUGAAACCCCUGUCCUUCGUCGUGGGCAAGGCGGCGACCCAAGACUCCAGCACCCAGAGUGAUGAGGUCACGCCGGGGCUGGACGUCACAGCAGAGAGGGACAGGUCACAGGUCAAUGAAGGGAUUCCAGCAGCUACGACCGGCGCCUCAGAGGAGCCGAAGGUCCCGCUCAAGAUGUUCAAGAGUUCAGACGCCGAGGCGAUCGAAAUCCUCAUAUGAGCCGCGACUUGCCUCUCAACAAGACCGAACCCUGUCCGAAACGUUUUCAUGAGGUAAAAGAAACAAAGUUCUCAGUGGAUGUGAGCUCUGCCGAGCGUGUGCAGUCCAGAGCGUGGAAGUGUGAUUCAAGAGGAGAGCGGAGUUUUCCGUUCGGCUGCUUCUGCACAUUUCACGAGUGAACGGGUGACGGGCGAUGUUGCACGAGGUACCUGGAAAGUAUUUUAGCGACGCAAAAGGAACUGGGCUGCUCAUAGUGCAUGGUGUUUGUCAUGAGUUGUGAAUUGUGUUUAUAUAUGUAAAUGCUGCUCCUUUUUGUCAUGUGACUGUUAUUUAGUUGUUUUUUCAUUAUUCUGUUUUUUGGUCUUAUCUUGACUUUACUGUAGCAUCCCCUGUAACCACGCCCUCCGCCAGUAACAUCUACUCAGAAAAACGAUGGCCUCCAUUCGGAAGCUGUGUUUUGAGAAACGGCUCCACCUUUAAAUGAGCAGAUGCUUCCUCUCUUUUAAACCACGACCCGGACCCUCAGUGGAGGAUUCAAAAGCUUCCCCCUGAAUGCCAGAGCUCAUGAGACGCCCGCUCGUUUCGCUCCUAAAAAAGCUUCCCGAGGAUUGACGGCACUUCACUGGGGUCCAAUUUUAUUUAUUUUUUCCCAGAUUCCCCGGCGUUGGCUUGCAGGGUUGGGGGGCCUCAGAUGGCGGCCGGCCACUGUUUCGUUCCCCUCGUCCAAUGACACGCUGGAGCUAAUCUUCUCGCAUUCCUCGCUGAGGGAAUGCUCCAGUUAAAGAAAAAGGCUAUCUAAAGUCUGACCCCUCGGCCUUGUUAAAAUGGCACGCAUUCUUUUGUGUGCUUGGACGCAUGCUUUUCUCGGCCCGUUUAUUUCCUCCCAGUGCCGGCGGCCGGUCCUGCCGUGCUGGAAGAGGUUUUCGACUAUAAUUGUCCUGCAUCUGCUCUUCUAUUUGCUGUCUCCAUCACUGUGUGAAAUACAUCAGUAUUUUAAAAAAAAUUGUUGUUUUUGCCACAGUUCCCAUAACAGAGUUGCUUAUAUGCUUAACAAGGAAUCUUCUAUUUAUUUCUCCUGCUUAGUGUAGGAUUACUGAACACUGUUGUAUGAAGACUACUGUUGUCGAGGAUUUUGGGUUAUGUUUAUAUAUAUGUAACUGAAAUGGGCCACAAUUCACUAUUUAGUGCUAAGAGCCACUAAAAUCCAACUUAAGGUGUUUAUCACAUGAAAAAGUCAUCGUCUAUUUAUUAUGCAGUUUUAUCUCUGAUGUUUAUUGUGUGAACAGCAACGAUUUAAAAGUAUAUUCUGAAGAGCACAAAUAGCAAACAAAACCUCACAUUUAAAUGUGUUUUCUUUUUCUCUUUCUCUCUGCUAAUUUCAUAUUUCCCAUCAUGGUGCAUUUGCAGGUCAAUGCCAUGUCUCAGUUUGUUGUUGUUGCUGUCCUCUUAUUUUGGAAAGUUGUUUACACGAAAGGCAAUUUGAAGUGAGAAGAGUUAAUAUAUUACGUCUGUUUCUUGUCCUCGUA